AUGAAUUAUUACAUGCCGAGACGUAAUGAAACGUGUGAGAAGAAAUGCGACGACGUUUUGCUGGAGCCUCGUGCGGUUCGUAUACUAGGAAGACGAUACGCAUUGACAGCCACGGAAUUCAAAUUCCUUGAAAUUGGCAUCAGAAUGAAUCCACCGAGUUACGUGGAAAUCGCCAUAGGAGAUAAUUAUAAUUUCAUAAGUGUCGGGCCGCUAACAGUGCGAUUUCACAAAAUAAACGACACCAAACUCAUAAGUCUUGAAUCAGCGGACGUGCGCAUGAUGAUGGUCGAAUCGACAUUACACCGAAUGUUCAAGCUCGAUCCAUGCAUCGAGCUAACGUUUGAUCGAUUGACGAGACUAACUGCAACAGUAGACAUCAAGUUUACGAAAUUCUUCAAUAUUGCAUCCGCUAUAACGGAUGCUAGAGAAUUGCCAAAUGCGAUACGCGCUAGCGACGCCUUCAACAAACAUCAACUCGUCGAUUGCGAGUUAGUAGAGUUAGUCUUUUAAUUUGUAAGAAAAAUUUAUAUAUAAUUAUGUAUU
Messenger RNA from Nylanderia fulva, 543 nucleotides. The record is from RefSeq and is a predicted model, not a curated record. Lineage: Eukaryota; Metazoa; Arthropoda; Insecta; Hymenoptera; Formicidae.